AUGACCUACAUGAGUGCUCAAAUCCAAUUUCUUGAGUGCCGACUAUGUCUCAUUCACAUACCGCUUCCCCUCUACCCCCACUUCGUUCAAGCGAUCCUAUCAUUGAUCCUACCGCUAUCACCAGUAUCACCGGAUGGUGAAGGGAAGGACGGCAAUGACUCGGAGCCCGAGGAUGACGACGACGACGAGAGCGUGGUGCCCGACUAUCCUUCACCCAACAGACCUUCGUCCUCAAUAAAAGACUUUGUCAACAUCUCAGUCACCCCUGUCGAGUGCUCUGUCGUGUGUUCCCGGGAAAGCGUUGAGAAAUGGUUCGCGCCUAUCAUCAAGACUCUCGAGACUAGCCAUAGAGGCGACGUUAUGAUUGCCUCAGAGGAGUUCAUGGCAAUUCAGGUGGACGGAGAGGGACUGGAUGCGGGGCAGCGGGUUCUCGAUUUGACGAGCCCGCUUGCAUUGGCUGGAGUAUCAAUCUUCUUCAUUACAACCUACUUCAGCGACUACAUCCUUGUGCCCUCCACUGCGCGCAGCCAUGUCACGAAAGCGCUCCAGCGCCGUGGCUUCGUCUUCGAAAAGCACACUGAAGCUUUCGUUACACCCCACCACAGAAGCAGCUCAACCUCCUCCAACCUGACAAUUCAACCACCCUCACCUCCACCCACUACCACCCUCUCUGACCUUCAAACCCGUACCUUUGAUGCCCUCCAAAAACAGAACGUCACACCUAUAGUCAACAAAAGCACAAGGCUCAUUCUCUGCGCCGCACGUCGCUCAUUUAGUAAAGGCCGCGGAGGAGGUGACGACAGAGGGCUAUAUCUUGGUCUCGUAAAGUGUUUGAUCAGCCGGCCGCAAUUCCUCUCCGUGACGUUGACAGAUGCAGAGCCGGCAUCGCUGCUAUUGCAGAAGGAGAUGUUAAGCAUGUUUGGGAAUGAUGAUGUCUUGCUAGGGUCGAAGGAGGAUGUGUUGAUCCCAAUUGUGCUUGAUUUGAGAGGGCUUCCGGUGGAUUCAACCGGUAUCGUGUGUGGUGUAGCUGGAAAGCUGGUCGGUGGGACAUCAGGAACCUACUUCGAUAAGAGCGAGGCCGUUGAAAUGAGUUACCUGAGUACCGCAAGAGCGGGUACUGUCAUUGUUGCUGAAGAUGACCUUUCGAGAGCUGUUGAGGCAUUGGGGUUGUCGCUAUCGUGA
Morchella importuna is the source of this 1182-nucleotide messenger RNA. RefSeq lists its product as uncharacterized. The record is from RefSeq and is a predicted model, not a curated record. The transcript is spliced from 3 exons. Gene Ontology annotation, biological process: cellular response to L-arginine; regulation of intracellular signal transduction. Gene Ontology annotation, cellular component: cytosol. Bases 1 to 1182 code for a protein of 393 amino acids. NCBI's taxonomy places the organism in Eukaryota, Fungi, Ascomycota, Pezizomycetes, Pezizales, Morchellaceae.